CUUGUCCUCACAUCUUCUCACUUUGCACACACCCCCAGCAGGUGCUUUCACUUGAAGUUAAGUGUGCAGUUGUGCUUUAGGCUGUGACUUUCAGUUUUGGUGUUAUUAGGAUAAAGGCCUAAAGGCUGCAGGGGGCUCUGUGACACUUUUUUGGGGGGGGAAACAUUUUGAAGAGUGCCCACUGCCUGCUGCAACUCAGCCCUCAGGUAGUGCCCGGACGUCCCGUUGGAGCGAAGGUAACACAGGGCCACCCUUCAUCCUUCUACAGAGCCAAAGCUGCCCUGUAUCUGCGGUCAUCCAUUCAAGAAUUUGCGUCUGGUCAUCAGAGCAUCUCUGCCUCGGUACCAGUUAUGUCUAAUCCAGUGGGCAGUUUAUCAGAAGGCACAGUGUAUAGAUCCCCGAUUGGGAUGACAGAGGACUCCCUGGCUGUCCUGGAGCAAAACAGAGUCUCUGGAGAGCCCUGGGACAUCGGGGAGACCAAACCAUGCGUGGAGGGCCCAGAGCGUGGUGUCUAUCUGUCCUGUUUCGACAUGCUUCUCACAGAAGAAGCCACUUGGCUGGUGAAAGUUUCUGAAGCUUCUCCAGCUGUGGCUGUACCCAUGUACCGUAUGGAGCCUGAGGAAGAACCAGAGCAGUGCCCCGUCAUUGACAGCCAGGAACAGGGACUCUCUCCUGGGCUGGAGGGGCAGGAGGAGGAACGGUCCCUGGAGCAGGUGCAGAGCAUGGUGGUGGGAGAAGUGCUAAAGGACAUUGAAACAGCCUGCAAACUGCUCAACAUCACCCCAGACCCCAUAGAGUGGAACACAGCAAAUGUCCAGAAGUGGCUGCUGUGGACUGAACAUCUGUACAGGUUGCCCCACGCAGGAAAGGCCUUCAUGGAUCUGACAGGCAAGGAUCUGUGUGCCAUGAGUGAGGAGGAGUUUCGCCAGCGUUCACCGGAGUGUGGAGACACGCUGCAUGCACACCUGGACAUCUGGAAGUCAGCUGCCUGGAUGAAAGAGAGGUGUUCAGUUGGAGAUACAAAAACUACAGUUGGUCAGGAUCUUUGGUCUGAGGCAGAUUCCUCUUGUUCUGGUCAGCCCAUCCAUCUGUGGCAGUUCCUCAGAGAGCUGCUGCUGAAACCUCACAGCUACGGACGCUGCAUCCGCUGGCUCAACAAAGAGAAAGGUAUUUUUAAAAUCGAAGACUCUGCUCACGUGGCGAGACUAUGGGGACUCAGAAAGAACCGACCUGCCAUGAACUAUGACAAACUGAGCCGCUCCAUACGUCAGUACUACAAGAAGGGCAUCAUCCGCAAGCCUGACGUGUCCCAGAGACUGGUCUACCAGUUUGUUCACCCAGUGUGAAUCACAGGAGGAGGAGGAGGAGGAGGAGGAGGAGAUAGAAACCAUAGGACAAACUGUCUCACAAUGCACUUGAACUCCUAUGCACGACAUGAAAAGAACACUGACCAACCUGAUGGUACACACUUUCUCUGCCAACAACGAAGCAACUGAAUGAAGGUUUAUCUGUGAGUGGGCUUGAGAGGAAGAGACAAAACAAUGUGGCUGUUCUUUAAUGAAACCGCAGCAGGUUAAAAAUAUAAAAAUAAAUAAACCUGCCUUGUCAUUUUCUGCAUGUUCUGCCUGUUUUUUUUUUCUUUUUUCCUUAAUGUCAUUUUAAUUACCCUUUUAAAUUCUCACAGCAAACAGUUAGAUCUGAUGCUCUUCAUCCAUGCUUCAGGAAAACGCCCACUGCUACAUUUACUUUGUCUUUUUGUUUCGCUCAUCUUGACCACUGUCUCUGUUUGAAUUAGAGCCUGUUUUUUCUGACACAGUUGGAAACGGUGGUUAGGAUUGUGUUGCUUGUUUUGGAUUUGGUCCUGGCUGUUGUACUAACAAUCUGUCAGUCAUCUCCCGAAACCCAUCGACUAUCUUUGUAUAAUCUCAAAUGUACAGAGAGACACUUUAGAAGGAAACCUGUUUCUAAACGAACAUGUGUCAUGUCGUGACUGUGCCAUGUAAUUAUUUUUCUAAGGUGUAACUUGAGGCAAGGAUCCAUUUCCUAAACAGGGUUUCACUGCUGAAGAGUCCUGCUUUAUGUUGUAUUCUGUAAACUUUUGCCUGUGCUGCCCUAUAAGGCAUGUUAUGUUUUAGGGGUAAAAGUCCAAAGUAGGUAUGGAGUCCCAAAGUGUUCAAAAUAAAAUAAACAGAUGUGAAAUAAAAAAAUCAUAUAAAUAAAUACAGACAAAUGAUAUGAGGUACGCUUGUUAAAUAUUUCAACAAUGUGUGUAGAUCUAUGGUUAGACGGUUCACCGGUGUUGUUCAAAUUCAAUAUUUCUUGAAAGAAAAUGAUAUGGAUUACAUAUAUUUUUGAUUAUCCCUUUAUUUGAUUCAUUGAGAACCAUCACCAGGUUAACAUGUAAUUUGUACAAUGGUUAGGAUUACUUAUAACUACAACACUAAUCUUUCUUGAUUGUGAGUUGUUGUUUUUUUAUUCUUGUGCUAAUUAGCAUUUUCCUAAGCAAUUUAACAACAUCAUCAUGUCCCACUGAGAGUUUACUCAAUAGAUAUUUCAUUAAUUGAUUGCCAAUUGGAAAAAACAAACACAUUUUCUUGAAUAAUGAACACAUGCUAAAAAAUCUUUUUGGACAUAAACAACUGCUGGAGUGGAAAAAAACAUAUCUGCAUCAAAGUUAAUCAAUAAAUGUCAUUUUGAGUAGACUUUACAUUUUUUUUAGGAUUUUAUCACAAUUUGAUGGUCAGUUAUUUUAUCUGGAUUUAUUCAUAUAAGCAUUUUUUCAUUAUUUAAUUUGAUUACAUUUUAAAGUUAUGGCUCUCCUUAGAUACUGCUUACAUGUAUUACUGAUAAAAAUGUAAUCCACAAAAUGCCUAAAUGUCUGCCUGAACAAGAAUAGGUUAUCCGUUUUUCAAACAAGACUUAAUAAACUCUAUUUUUGAACUAAA
This is a messenger RNA of Eleginops maclovinus (Patagonian blennie), 2945 nucleotides long. RefSeq names its product SAM pointed domain-containing Ets transcription factor. Gene Ontology annotation, cellular component: nucleus. The record is from RefSeq and is a predicted model, not a curated record. The transcript is spliced from 6 exons. Gene Ontology annotation, biological process: regulation of transcription by RNA polymerase II; cell differentiation. Gene Ontology annotation, molecular function: sequence-specific DNA binding; DNA-binding transcription factor activity, RNA polymerase II-specific. Bases 351 to 1346 code for a protein of 331 amino acids. Lineage: Eukaryota; Metazoa; Chordata; Actinopteri; Perciformes; Eleginopidae.